Messenger RNA from Symbiodinium pilosum, 3174 nucleotides. Lineage: Eukaryota; Dinophyceae; Suessiales; Symbiodiniaceae. The record is from the annotation of a GenBank genome assembly.
AUGUCGGAUGCCGAUGUGUCACCUGAUCCGCCAGAGGAUCGGCCAGCAGCGCACGACCACCCAAAGGGGUAUGUUGGCUUCAUUUAUGAGGACGCCUUCAAAGAGCUUUACACUGGCACCUCCACUGCCUCAGCAGAUCCAGGAGAGGAGAAGGAGGCAGAGGGAGAAGCUGGUGCUGCGGCAACCGCCGUGAAUCCCAUAGAUGGUGAGAUCAACCUUAACAAGGAGGCCGAACAGAUCAAGGGCAUAGAGGACAAGCUCCUGGCUGAUGGAAAUCACCUGGAUCACGUCCAGAAACUGCUCCGUACCAUACGACAGGCAGCGAGAGAGGGCGACCAGGAGGAAGCAGUAGAGCUGCUGCAACGCUGGGGCCUUGUGAUGCGGGAGCAGCUGCCAGUUCCAGAAAGCAAGCUGAAGCAUAGAAUCGAUCCCAAUGAAAUGGAACGUGAAGGUCUUAUCAUACCGCGCCGUAUGAUGGAAGACAUGGAGCGAUUUUAUGAAAUCAAGAAGGGAACCAUCCCGCAGCAUGACAACCUGCUAGCGAUUUCCAAGCCUGAGGAGCCCAAUCAUUUCAAAAUGACAAAGUCUUUGCAGCUUCGGGCAGACACUAUGCAGGUCAAAGCAACCCUAACUGAAGAGCAGAAGCAGCUCAUCGCAGCAGAUUUGAAGGAGAGAUUACGAAAGCGGCCUCGGAUGCCAGCUGGACUAAAUGCUGAUCAGAAAGCCAAGAAUAGAGAAAUCGUCAAACGGAUGCAGAUGAAGGUCAACUUCCUGAAGAAUCCGCGAUUUCUAGCUGAUCGGCAAGGGAAGGAUAGGGGUGAGCCAUGCCCGUUUUGGUUCACCCCAGAGACUGUCCUUUAUCGGAAUUACGAGAUUGGCGGGCUCUACCAAAUCCAUGUAGAUUUCCGAAAUGCUACUGGAAUCAGUCGGCGCCUUCGGAUUCUUCCGUGCAACAACACGGCUUUCUCCAUAAAGGAGCUCAAAUAUGACAAGGAGCUCAAUGCGGAGAGACCAGAAUUAGUCGGGCUCGAUCCUCUUGCAGCUGUAGUGGCGCCGGGCAUGGCAGCCCAUCUCACUGUGUCGUUCGCGCCUAACACGCUGAAUGACGAGACGGAGUUUCUGACGGUAUGUACAGAGAUCGGAGACUACCAGCUGCCAUUGUUAGCUAGGCGCGAUCAGCCCAAGCUGAAGAUCGAUGAGCCCGUCAACUGCGGAUGCAUGCUGGCAGGAAACAACAUCACGGAGCCUGUCCGGAUACAAAACCUGGGUGGUGAAGGAGCUUUUCGGCUCAUUGUCAGCGAGCAAGACGCGCCGGAGGAUUACUGUUACGAAUCCUACCCCGGACAAGAGCUGACUCUGGUCGUCGGGUCCUUUCGUAUCUCACCAGCCUCGUUUUACCUGGAUGCCAACUCCUUUACGGACUUGAGUGUUCGCUUUGAGGCUGACAAAGUGGGGCAUCACAAAUGUCCGCUGUUUGUAGAAGGUGACAAUGGUGAAAAGACACCGAUUACCUUGGUGGCAGUGUGUGAUGCCGUUCGGUUGGAGCUGACUCGUUGGCCAACCCUAAAGGAUGAGAUGUCACCUUUGCCUAUUGAGGAAGGAAGCUGUGCGUGGCAACUUGUCCCCUGGCAGCUGAACUGGACGAGGCCCGGGACUCAGGUCGGACAUAAGUCCAAGCAGUCUAUCCAGAUCUCCAACGGCGGUUUUAUGCCUAUGCGAGUCGAGUGGGCUUUAGCGCAGCCCCCGCGUCAGAUUCUGGCACGAUUGGCGGUGGGCGCAAUCAACCGCUUGACAGACAAGUUGAUCAAUGAGAUUCACGACUGGAGGGUACACCUGCCCAACAAUCAUUUAACGCCGCCUUGUCCAUUCAAAGUGGAGCCGGCAUCAGUGAUGAUUGAGCCAUUCACCACCACCACGUUCAAUUUCACUUUCGAAGCAUUUGGGCCUGUGGGAUCACAGUCUGCCGUUUUUGCGUACCUUAUGGCACGGGAUGUGCCUGACAGCAUGGCUUGCUUGUUGCACUACAACCAAUUACUGGACUUGCAGGAUGAGAUGCGGCCGGAUACGGACUACUCGAAGCAUCUCCCACUGUUUGGAGGCGUUGUGAGUGAGCCCUUCGAUAAGAAGCUGAGGACCAACGGCUCGAUGGAUCCUCUUGACAUCAAGGUGGCAGAUCCCAAGGAUUGCGCCGUCAGUCGAGUCAUCACCGCUGUUUGCCUCCAGGGCCAGAGCACAGGGCCCACUAUUUCGACGAUGCCUCGGGCCAUCGUUUUGCCAGGGGACAGUUUACCUUUCGUGCCAAACGUUCGUGAAAUCAAGCUCUACAACUCUGGUUCUCACUCCUCUUAUUUCAGGGUACGCUUGACAUCAACCCUCCACGCAGCUGAUGCCAAUUCGAUUGACCCCCUUUGGGUGGUUUCAGUGCCUGAAGUUGGCAUGAAGCCCCAAGAGCCUCAACCAAUUCCGCAAGCAGAUCCGCAGCUGGAAGAGAUGAGGCUACAGGCUGCCCGGUUGGCAGCAUCAUGGCCGCCACUGCCACCCGAGCCAGGGCUGCCAGGUGCUUCGCAAUUGCCAGGCUAUGGAGCCUUGGCGUCCUGUGCAGUGGAGCCUCACGAGGGCCGCAUCCCGCCAGGAGGUGCUGUCACGAUUCGCGUGACUCUGCGUGCCGUGCAUGAGUGCGAUUUGGAUGGACAGCUUGUCAUUGACUUACCACUGGACUCCAAGAGCAGCGAGCCUGCAGCGCCGCCUCUCAAGGUGGGCAUCGCAGCUGCUGUGCGAGCACCGCGGGCGGAAAUGAGAAGCAAGUCCAUUUUGGACUUCGGAGUUGUCCGGGCGCAUUCCAGACACACUCUGAAAGUGCAGCUGACCAAUCCGACAGAGUUGCCAAUGCUUCUGCAACUCCGCCAGUUCAAGGACACUGCGCGAAACCAUGCCUUUCCUGUGGAGUCUCACCGGGAGGUGGUGAAUUUGUUCGUGGAUGCUGUGAAUCGGAGAAGCCAGGAAGGCUUUGCAGCCAUCGAGUCGGAGCAGUACUUGGAGGCGGCAGUGCAGCCAUGGGUCCAUUCGCGAAGCGGCUGUCUGGAUCAAAGCGGUCGCCGGAAAUUUGGAGCAAAGUCAAGGAGCUCUGGUGUUGAAGAUGAGCUGGAUGCGAUCAAGUUCGUGUCAGAUGAGGAG